AUGAAUUACUUAAUACUCCUUACAUUAUUAUCUUACUUGGCUGCAGUAGCGUACUCUUUUGAUUGCAGAGCACCUUCAUCUUUGGAAUCAUACCUAAAUAAUAAAGGAGGUUCUUUUAAUUCAGCAAAAUGUGUUUCAGUUGUUAUUCUUGACACAGCUUCACCGUCAAUUUUAGCUUCUUCCACAUGUGAUGCUUUAGUAGUAGAUUCCACGAAUACAAGCAAUAGUGGAUUAUUAGCAGCUGCAGGAGUUACAUGCCCAGCUCUUUCAAAUGUUAUCCCAACAGUGUUUGAUUUAAAUAAUAACUCAAGAUACCGUGAUCGAAUAGGGUCAAUAUACUGCGUUGAGCCCACAUUCCCAGUUUCGCAAAUAUACAAGAAUGUUUUGGAUAGAGCUGCAUCGAACGGUCUUUCUAAUAUCAUUUUACCAGUCGUCCCAUCGGAUUCUGGUAACUUUAGUUCUAGAAUUAAUUCUGUGGCUUUUGAAGUGAGAUCUUGGAUCAUGAGGUCCUUCGGUAACAAUAACAUGAAAUGUCCAUUCGAUAUAAUUAUUCCAGCAAGUGAUACUCAAAGCUACAAUUUGAUUUUGGACGGAUUUUCAAGGGCAUUCUCCAGAAACCAAGCUGCAUAUAGUCAAUCAAUUCAGACUACCUCCACACAUUCACAGACUCCUCCAACAAUUCCAAUUCCGGCCCCAGCUCCAACUCCAACUCCAACUCCUUUACCAAGAACUCAGUUACUAAGAAACUUUAACCAGUAUGAUGGUAUUGCCUGCCCAACAAUGAAGAACUUUUUCACUUUACUUUCAGAACUCAAUGAUCCAUACAUAAAUAGCUAUACCUCUGUAACAACUCAAAUCUCUCUGACAUUCUCCGACUUCUCAUUAGGAAUUCACUCAUGUGAUGCUAUUGUAAUGGAGAGCGGAACUAGAAAGUUUGUAGAAAUAAUGAGAGAAAUGGGCCUCCCAUAUGACUCUUCAACUCAGAGAUCGGGAAUAACAAUAAGAUCCCCAGAGUAUGUCAGAAGUUCUUCUUUAUGGUACUCAUCACUCCAGAAAGUAUUAUAUAUGAAUUUUCGAGAAGCAAUUGAUAAGUCAGAUACAUUUGAUUCCUUAGUUAGUUUGAUCAAGAAGGCUUACAUUGACAUUUUUGACUUUUCAACCAAAAAUCGUUUAAGCGAAUUAUUAAUUUUGCCUUUAGGAUUCUGGAAAUCACCCUAUUCCAACUCUGUUCAAACUGUUACAGCUGCAAUUGAGGCUUUGGCACUUGCAUUGAACGAUUACUUACUUACUAACAAUCAAUUACAUGUCACCAUUGUGGCAGAAACAAGAGAGCAACUUGAUGUUCUUGUUAGCCAGAUCAAACCAUACUUCAUGAGUGUAAGAGCUUCAGAAGAAUUACUUGGAGAUCAACAAACUGUUACAAUUCCAACUCCAAGACCACUUAGACCACCACCACCAGUAAGACCACCACCACCACCACCACCAGUAAGACCACCAAGACCACCACCACCAUCUAUCAGACCAACCACACGGGACAAUUACUUCUUUGAGUCUGAUGAAGAGUGUAUGUCAGGAACACCAAUUUCUGAACUCAUUCAAUCAAUGUUCAAUGGUAGAAUUCCUCAACCCACAAGUUCUGACCACUUCUCUCUCAUACUUGCAAGCUCAAAUCCAGGUGUUAUCGGAUGUGGAUGCCUAGUAGUAGAUGCCUCAGAAAAGAGCCAGCUUGACCUUGCUAUUAAGCUUGGAAUUAGUAGAAAGGACUGCACAUCAGUUGGAAGCUCGGAAAUCAAGGUGUUUAGUGUUAGGCCACCAAAUCCUUACACAAUAGAACCAUGGAUGGUUGGUAUUACUAGAGUUUAUUGUAUUGAUUCCACUAGGUUCUUAUAUAGCUCCAGAGUCCAAGCCGUUAGAAAUCUAUACAAGAAAAUCAUUUCUUCUGCAAAAUUCAAAUGUACAACUGUCCUUUCUCCAUUGCUCGCAACAUCUUUGAGUACCAGUGAAUCUAGAAAUAAGGAUUACAUCAUCCAGGCAGUUAAAAGUAUGGAUGAGUUCUACUCCAGCAGCCCUCAAAGAAACUUCAUUCAUGUUACAUUCUACGAGCAAAACAUUGAGUUGUUCUUCCUUGCAUUGGAGCUUGCAGCAACUUAUUAUCUUGAAUAUAACAGUUCAGGUGGCCUUAAUGCAACACUUAAAACAAUAAAUCAGAACUGGAUGAGUUUGAACAAUAUUGUUGGAGGUUAUAUAGUCCCAGAAUUUAGACCACCAACAGGCCGUCCAAAGAAGUCCAGGGGUUUCUUGGGUACUGUUAAGAAAGAAAUUACCAGAAUUGUUACCAGAACCACUACUACAACCCCGCAACCCACUAGAGUACCACCUCCUAGACCCCCACUACCAAAGUUCGUUGGAAACAAGGAUGCCUCUAGACCAGCUCCAUCUAAUGCAGCAAUUACAGUUUCUGGUAACUAUUAUCCUACAUUACAGGAUUUCAUUAAGUUGCAUUCCAAACCAAACCCCGAUCAGUUGUAUAGUUUCAGUUACUGGGUUCAACAGUUGUCAUCUUUCAAAAAUACAAGUUACAAGGAAGUUUCCCGAUCUUUUUAUUUAACUAAUUCAGAUGUUUUGGGCCUUGAAAACUGCAAGGUUGUAGUUUUAGAUGCAUUAAGUUCAGGUGUUAACGAAGUUUUAAGGUCAAUUGGUCAGCAAUAUCCACAACUUGUCGGUGGAGUCACUGUAGUUCCUAAUAGGAAAUAUGGAGAUGCCACACAGCCAUUAACAAAAGAGUUAAAUAGAUUGUAUUUAGUUAACACCAGUUCUGGAGCCAUAACAUCUUAUUAUGACGAGAUUAUUACGAAGGCUAUAGCAAGCUCUGAAAAACAUAUUACAAUGCCAAUAUUCACUUUAAGAGAAGAAUAUCAAAUUUCUAGAAAUCGUGCUGAGUCUCUCAUAUUAAGGGUAAUUAGAACCAUAUUGAAUAAAUUAAAAUCUUACAAUAAUCAUUCAUUGAAGAUACUCUUCUAUGAAAAAGAUCCAGUAUUGGCCUUAUUGUUAUUCGAAACUCUCAUAGAUGUAUUUUCUGGUAGAAUCAGAGUUUAA
Cryptosporidium ubiquitum is the source of this 3096-nucleotide messenger RNA. RefSeq lists its product as uncharacterized. Bases 1 to 3096 code for a protein of 1031 amino acids. Lineage: Eukaryota; Apicomplexa; Conoidasida; Eucoccidiorida; Cryptosporidiidae. The transcript has a single exon. The record is from RefSeq and is a predicted model, not a curated record.